Messenger RNA from Chrysochloris asiatica (Cape golden mole), 1497 nucleotides. RefSeq names its product chloride channel CLIC-like 1 (gene CLCC1). Gene Ontology annotation, cellular component: membrane; endoplasmic reticulum. The record is from RefSeq and is a predicted model, not a curated record. The transcript is spliced from 11 exons. Lineage: Eukaryota; Metazoa; Chordata; Mammalia; Afrosoricida; Chrysochloridae. Bases 1 to 1497 code for a protein of 498 amino acids. Gene Ontology annotation, molecular function: chloride channel activity.
AUGCUGUGUGGUUUGCUCCUUUGCGAAUGUCUGCUGCUGCUGUCUGGAUAUGCCCAUGAGGAUGAAUGGAUUGACCCCACAGACAUGCUGAACUAUGAUGCUGCUUCAGGAACCAUGAGGAAAUCUCCUCAGGUGCACUAUGGCAUCUCAGAGAAAAAGGAUGUCAAUCCUGAUUUGUCAUGUGCUGAUGAAAUGUUGGAAUGCUACCACAGACUUGAUUCUUUAACACAUAAGAUUGAUGAGUGUGAAAAGAAAAAGAGGCAAGAGUAUGAAAGUCAGAGCAAUCCUGUGUUUAGAAGAUACUUAAAUAAGAUUUUACUUGAAGCUGGAAAGCUUGGACUUCCUGAUGAGAACAAUGAUGAUAGGCAUUAUGAUGCUGAGAUUAUCCUGAAAAGGCAGACCUUGUUAGAAAUACAGAAGUUUCUCAGUGGAGAGGACUGGAAGUCUGGAGCCUUGGAUGAUGCACUAAGUGAUAUUUUAAUUAAUUUUAAGUUUCAUGAUUUUGAAACAUGGAAGUGGCGAUUUGAAGAUUCCUUUGGAGUGGAUCCAUAUAGUGUGUUCAUGGUGCUGCUGUGCCUGCUCUGCAUUGUGGUAUUAGUGGCAACCGAGCUGUGGACGUAUGUUGGUUGGUACACUCAGUUGAGACGUGUUUUAUUCAUCAGUUUUCUCAUCAGUUUGGGAUGGAAUUGGAUAUAUUUAUACAAGCUAGCAUUUGCACAGCAUCAGGCCGAAGUUGCCAAGAUGGAGCCGUUCAGCAAUGUGUGUGCUGAGAAAAUGGACUGGAGUGGAAGUAUUUGGGAAUGGUUUAAAAGCACAUGGACCUUUCAAGAUGACUCGUGCCAAAAGUACUAUGAGCUUGUAGUAGUCAACCCAAUUUGGUUGGUCCCACCAACAAAGGCACUGGCAGUCACAUUCACCAACUUUGUAACGGAGCCAUUGAAGCACAUUGGAAAGGGAGCUGGAGAAUUUAUCAGAGCAAUCAUGAAGGAGAUUCCGGUGCUACUGCACGUUCCCGUGCUGAUAAUUAUGGCAUUAGCCGUCCUGGUGACUGUUGGACCCGGAGAGAAGAAGAUUCUGGAGGGAGGAAGUGAGGGUUCUUGCAAGCCAAGGAACUCACGAGGUGGGUGUGGGAGGGAUGUGACAGCAAAGUUCCUGGCCCUAAAUGCAGUUCCUAUCCGUCUCGUGCUCCGGGCAUUUGAUUUCACAGACGCAGAGGCACAAGAGCAUCCCAAGGUGGUACCCAGUCAUAAAUCACCUGUUGUGGAUACAAAGUCAGAGACUGGUGAAAUUUCAGGAGAGAUCACUCUGACAGAAAACAGCCACCAAGCCAAGCCUGUCUCAGGCCAGGUACCCUCAGGGAGCGUGGAAGGUUUAUGUUCAGUGGAGACAGCCCCGUACAGGACUGAAGUCGAAGGCAGCCCUGUGGAAGACAGCACACACAGCCCAGCAGGAGCUACUGCAUGCGGACAGGAUCCUGAGGGCCACCCGUGUGGCUAG